Molecule: messenger RNA, 1050 nt
Organism: Dioszegia hungarica
Lineage: Eukaryota; Fungi; Basidiomycota; Tremellomycetes; Tremellales; Bulleribasidiaceae
Product: putative L-ornithine transporter
Exons: 4
Coding region: 1-1050 (349 amino acids)
Biological process (GO): mitochondrial L-ornithine transmembrane transport
Molecular function (GO): L-ornithine transmembrane transporter activity
Source: RefSeq, a predicted model, not a curated record
AUGACUGCCAAGGUAUUCGAGCAUCCCUUUGACCUGGUCAAGGUCCGCCUGCAGUCCCAGCAUACCGACCGCCCAUUAGCCUUCACAGGUCCCUUUGACUGCUUCAAGCAGACCUAUAAUCACGAAGGACUGAAAGGGUUAUACAGAGGUAUCUCCAUGCCCAUCCUCGGUGCCGCCGCCGAAAAUGCCACCCUCUUCCUCGUAUACAACAAAUGUCAAGACCUCAUCAUUCGAUUAAACCCUCACCCGACCACGGCGCGUUCGGCGGAUCCGAUGUCGGGGUCUAGGCUGGCGGACGAGGCGCACAUGUCGGAGAAGAAGAAGGGGAAGCGGCGGGAGCUGAGUAACGGGGAGUUAGCUAUGGCUGCUGCGGGUGCGGGUGCCGCUGCUAGCUUUGUCCUCACCCCUAUUGAACUCAUCAAGUGUCGGAUGCAAGUGCAGAUGCUCGCUCGGGAAGAAGUCGCCGUUGCGACGCUCGGCUCCGCCGCCGCUAGCUCCAGCUCCAGCUCAAUACCUCCCGCCCUCCCCAAAACACUACCACCCCUCCAAGGCCCCGUCGCACUCGCUCUCGGCACUCUGCGCGCACACGGAUUCCGCGGUCUCUGGCUCGGUCAGACCGGUACGCUCCUACGGGAAACAGGCGGUUCCGCAGCCUGGUUCACGACCUACGAAGUCGCCGCCAAAUUCUUCAUCGCACGGCGGCAAAAGGCGCUCGAUAGCACCCCCUCGCUCGAGAGGCGGACAUUGACCAAGGGCGACUUGGCAAUGUACGAGCUUAUGAUGUCGGGCGCGAUGGCUGGGGUCAUGUACAACGUGACGCUCUUCCCGGCCGAUAGCGUCAAGUCGGCGGUGCAGACAUGGGCGGAGCUCAAUCCGGAUAAGCCUAGACUGGGAUUCGUGGCGAUGGGGCAGAGGAUAUGGCGGACGAGAGGGCUCAAGGGGCUGUAUGCGGGGUGUGGGUUGACGGUCAUGCGGAGCGCACCGAGCUCGGCGAUGAUCUUCUUGAUCUACGAGACAUUGAUGCAGAAGUACAGCGGGUGGCUGGGGUAG